GUGUGAAGAACUCGUCCAUGACCCAAACUGUCAACUUUCCCUCAUCACGCAUACUAGCGUCCCACGCACACACGCACAUACUGUGGCGCGCACUCUGUCUCUCUUUCUAUCUUCAAUCAAAUCGGAGCGGAAUGGCGGGUGGCUUUGUCGGAUAUUCCAGAAGCUCCAGCAGCCGUACCGUCGUGCGAGUCGUGGUUGCUGGAGACCGCGGCACCGGGAAAUCGAGCCUGAUCGCAGCAGCUGCCUCCGAAUCCUUCCAAGAGAACGUCCCUUCAGUCCUCCCUCCCACUCGCCUUCCCGCCGAUUUCUUUCCCGAUCACGUUCCCGUCACCCUCAUCGACACCUCCUCCAGCCUGGAGAAUAGAGGUAAGCUUAACGAAGAACUGAAGCGAGCUGAUGCCAUCGUGUUAACAUAUGCCUGUGAUCAACCUUUGACGCUUAGUCACCUGAGCUCUCACUGGCUCCAUGAACUUCGUCGCUUGGAGGUAAAGGUACCGGUUAUUGUUGUUGGUUGUAAACUAGAUUUGCGAGAUGAGAACAACCAGAUGAGCCUGGAGCAGGUCAUGUCACCAAUCAUGCAAAAGUUCAGGGAAAUUGAGACAUGUAUUGAAUGUUCCGCAGCUACCAUGAUUCAGGUCCCCGAAGCUUUCUAUUAUGCCCAAAAAGCGGUACUUCAUCCAACAAGCCCAUUGUUCGACCAAGAAAACCAAUGUUUAAGAGAACGAUGUUCAAGGGCAUUAAGAAGGAUAUUUGUACUUUGUGAUCAUGACAUGGAUGGAGCCCUGAAUGAUGCUGAGCUGAAUGAAUUUCAGGUUAAAUGUUUUAAUGCUCCGCUGCAGCCUGAUGAAAUAUUGGUUGUUAAAAGGGUUGUUCAUGAGAAGAUACCUGCUGGAGUUAACCAGCUUGGCCUUACCCUUACAGGGUUCCUUUUCCUCCAUGCUCUUUUCAUUGAAAAAGGCCGUAUUGAGACCACUUGGGCUGUCUUGAGGAAAUUUGGCUAUGAUGAUGAUCUAAAACUCAGGGAUGAUUUUUUUCCUGUUCCAUCUAAGCGAGCUCCUGAUCAGAGUGUGGAGUUGACAAGUGAAGCUGUGGAGUUUCUGAGUGGUGUCUUCCGGCUGUUUGACACUGACGAUGAUGGAGCCCUACAACCCACUGAGCUUGAUGAACUAUUUUGUACUGCUCCAGAAAGUCCAUGGGAUGGGGCUCCUUAUAAGGAUGCAACCGAGAGAACAGCACGGGGUGAUAUAUCACUUGAUGCCUUUCUAUCUCAGUGGGCUCUUAUGACAUCACUAGAUCCACAACAUAGUUUGGCCAACUUAGUAUAUAUUGGAUAUGGUGGGGAUCCUGCUUCAGCGGUUCGUAUCACAAGGAGAAGAUCAGUAGAUCGUAAAAAGCAAAGAACAGAGAGAAAUGUUUUUCAAUGCUUUGUUUUUGGUCCUAGAAGUGCUGGAAAAUCUUCUCUAUUGAAUUCAUUACUAGGAAGGCCUUUAUCCAAAAUUAAUUCAGCAACUGGCGAGCAUUAUGCAGCAAAUGUUGUUGACCAGCAUGGGGGGUGUAAGAGGACUCUUAUAUUGCGAGAGAUACCAGAAGAUGGAGCUAAAAAGUUUUUGUCUAAUCAGGAAUUUUUGGCUGCUUGUGAUGUAGCUGUCUUUGUCUAUGACAGUUCAGAUGAAAAAUCAUGGAAAAGUACAAAAGAGCUUCUGCUGAAUGUUGCUAGGCAUGGAGAAGAAAGUGGUUAUGGAGUGCCGUGCCUCCUAAUUUCUGCUAAGGAUGAUCUAGAUCCACAUCCAGUGGCAAUACGAGAUUCAUUAAAGGUAAGUCAGAAAUUAGGAAUAGAGGCACCCAUUCCUUUGAGCAUGAAAUUGAGCAAUCCGCACAAUAUAUUUGGUAGAAUUAUAAGUGCAGCUGAACAUCCACAUUUGGGCAUCCCUGAAACUGAGACUGGAAGAAAGCGCAAGCAGUACCAACAGCUUGUUAAUCGAUCUCUCAUCUAUGUCUCGAUUGGGGCUGCUGUUACUGUUGUCGGACUGGCUGGAUACCGUGCCUAUGCUGCUAGCAGGAGCACUUCGAAUUAAGCAUUAGGAGUCUGUCCAUCAAUAAACUUCUGCUGUGCCACUGCUGCAACUUCAAUAAAUGGUUCGUUUGUCUAGCUUUGCCUUUUUUUUUUUUUUUGGCAAACAGAUCUUGCUGGCCAUUCUGAAAACAAAGAUGUAUACCUAACAAUAUUAGCAAUUUAUUCUCCAAGGUAUAUUAUCCUUUUCAGAAUCAA
Molecule: messenger RNA, 2269 nt
Organism: Juglans microcarpa x Juglans regia
Lineage: Eukaryota; Viridiplantae; Streptophyta; Magnoliopsida; Fagales; Juglandaceae
Product: mitochondrial Rho GTPase 2-like
Exons: 14
Coding region: 18-2075 (685 amino acids)
Biological process (GO): small GTPase-mediated signal transduction; mitochondrion organization
Cellular component (GO): mitochondrial outer membrane
Molecular function (GO): calcium ion binding; GTPase activity; GTP binding
Source: RefSeq, a predicted model, not a curated record